Nerophis lumbriciformis (worm pipefish) is the source of this 5262-nucleotide messenger RNA. Lineage: Eukaryota; Metazoa; Chordata; Actinopteri; Syngnathiformes; Syngnathidae. The record is from RefSeq and is a predicted model, not a curated record.
AUGGCGGCCAGCUUCCGCGGCCGUCCUAUCCGGAGUCUUCGGAUGCGAGGUCGGAAUGACAGCGGGGAAGAGAACGUACCGCUGGAUCUGACCAGAGAACCACCAGAAAACUUCAGGGAAAUCCUUCAAAAUGUGGCCAAACCACAUGGUGUCAGUAACAUGCGAAAACUUGGCCACCUGAACAACUUUGUCAAGCUGCUAUGCAGUGUUGGGCAUCAUGAGGAAAUCUUUGGGUUUACAUACGAAGAAAUCAUUAUUUGUCUGCGACUAGCUUUACUUAAUGAGGCUAAGGAAGUGCGUGCUGCUGGGUUGCGGGCACUCCGCUACCUCAUUCGUGACACCAUUGUGCUGCAGAAAGUCCUCAAACUGCAAGUGGAUUAUUUGAUAGCAAGGUGCAUUGACAUCCAGCAGAGCAACGAAGGGGAAAGGACUCAGGGCCUGAGACUAGUCCGUAAGAUCAUCACUGUCAAUGCAAUGCUUUUCCCCACCUCUGUUGCAAACUCUCUUAUUGCUGUGGGGACUGAUGGACUACAAGAGAGGGACCGAAUGGUCCGAGCAGCCAUCGCAAUUGUUUGUGAGCUAGCCCUGAAAAACCCUGAGGUGGUCGCUAGGCGGGGAGGUCUCAGCACUAUCUUGAAGAAUGUGAUUGACUGUCAGCUAAGUCGCAUCAAUGAAGCUCUAAUCACCACCAUCCUCCAUCUUCUCAACCACCCACGUACCCGUCAGUACGUGCGCAUUGAUGUAGAAUUAGAGCAAAUCCUCGCGCCUUUCACGGAUUUUCACUACCGUCACAAUGCAGACACGGCUGAAGGUCAAAUCAAAGAGGACAAAGAGGCACGUUUCUUAUCGAGUAGGAUGGCCAUAGUGGCAGCUUUCCGCUCUUGGUCUGGGAUUAUCAACCUAUGCAGGGCUGGAAAUUCUGGAAUCCAGUCUUUAAUUGGUUUACUCAGCAUACCAAAUAUGGAAGUUAGGAAAGGCUUGUUGGAGGUGUUGUAUGAGAUAUUCAGACUCCCUGUGCCCAUCGUGACCCAAGACUUCACCGAAGCUCUUCUAAGUGUUGACCCAGGUAGAUUCCAGGACACAUGGAGACUCUCUGAUGGGUUCGUUGCUGCUGAGGCCAAAGUUAUUCUUCCCCACAGGGCUCGUUCACGACCUGAUUUGAUGGAUAACUACUUAGCAUUUGUGCUCUCUGCGUUCAUCACCAGUGGCCUGUUGGAGGGCCUUGUAGAAGUGGUGACAAGCAAUGAUGACCAACUAGCUGUCAGAGCCACCAUCAUUCUGGGCGAGCUUUUACAUAUGGCAAACACCAUCCUUCCACACACACACAGUCACCACCUGCACUGCCUUCCCACCCUCAUCAACAUGGCAGCCUCCUUUGACAUCCCACAAGAAAAAAGACUUCGGGCGAGUGCAGCUGUCAACAAUCUGAAGCGUUUCCAUGAAAGAAAAAAGAAAGGUUUUAAACCACACAGCCUCUAUUUGGACCACAUCAUCCGCAAGUCUGUGUCUUCGCAUAGCCGCAGAGAAUCACACUCACGGGUCCCAAGGGACAUUUAUGUCAUUAAGGACACAGAGGAAGCGUUGAUGAUGAAUUUACGAGAUAGUCACAUUCUCAACCACAAGCAAAACCUUGAGUGGAACUGGUUGCUCAUUGGUACAAUACUUAAGUGGCCAAAUGUAAAUCUCAGGAACAACAAAGAUGAACAGAUGCACAAGUUUGUGCGGCGGCUGCUCUACUUCUAUAAGCCUAGCAGUAAAUUGUACGCAGGGCUAGCUUUGGAUCAUGUUAAGGCAAGACAACUUACUGUGGUUGGCUGUCAGUUCGUUGAGUUCCUCAUGGAUUCGGAUGAGGAUGGCCAGGGCUACCUGGAGGACCUGGUGAGGGAUAUGGUUUCGUGGCUUUCUUCGUCCUCAGGCCUGAAGCCUGAACGCUGCCUGCAAAGUAACGGCCUGCUCACCACACUUAGCCAACACUACUUUCUUUUCUUGGGGACGCUCUCUUCACACCCUCAUGGAGUUAAACUUUUGGAGAAAUGUGGCCUGUUUCAGUGCCUGCUGAAUCUGUGCUCUGUGAAGAACCAGGACGCUGUGCUGAAGCUCGCUGUAGCCACACUAGACUACAGCAGAGAUGGUCUGGCAAGAGUUAUCCUCUCCAAGAUCCUUACUGCUGCUACUGAUACUUGCAGACUGUACGCAACCAAGCAUCUCCGAGUGCUCCUGCGAGCAGGCGUGGAAUUCUUUAGCAGCUGGGGCAUGGAACUGCUGGUUACACAGCUUCACGACCACAGCAAAGCUGUGUCCAUGGAGGCACUUGAUGUUCUGGACGAAGCCUGUGAAGACAAGGCCAACCUUCAUGCGCUCAUCCAGCUGAAACCAGCUUUGUCUCACCUGGGAGACAAAGGCCUCCUGCUGCUCCUCAGGUUCUUGUCCAUACCUAAAGGGUUUUCUUAUCUCAAUGAGAGGGGUUAUGUCAGCAAACAGCUCGAUAAAUGGCAGAAGGAAUACAACUUAAAAUAUGUAGACCUGAUAGAAGAGCAACUCAACGAAGCACUAACAACCUAUCGCAAACCUGUUGAUGGCGAUAACUACGUCAGACGCAGCAACCAAAGGUUACAAAGACCAAAUGUCUAUCUCCCUGUGCACUUGUAUGGUCAGCUAGUCCACGAUAAGACAGGCUGCCAUCUAUUAGAAACUCAGAGUAUAGUUCCUGACCUCAGCUACACUGUUCGCUCCCCAAUGCUGGACACCUGGGAGGGCAUCAAACAGCUGAAGGCUGCUCUUUGGGCUCUGGGCAACAUUGGCUCUUCAAACUGGGGCUUAAAUCUCCUCCAUGAGGAGAACGUCAUCCCUGACAUGCUUGCAUUAGCUCAGCACUGUGAGGUGUUGUCAGUACGAGGUACAUGUGUUUAUGUGCUGGGAGUGAUAUCCAAGACUAGGCAGGGGUGUGAGAUGUUGAAGCAGUACGGGUGGGAUGCAGUCAGACACAGUCGCAGAACUCUGUGGCCAGUCACUCCAGAUGAGGUUGAACCUCACUUGACCUCUGAACUAUCAUCAGUGCCAAGCACGCUCAGUCUCAACUCUGAAUCCACCAGCUCCCGUCACAACAGUGAGAGCGAGUCUCAACCAAACAUGUACAUCCUGGAUGAUGAUAAAUGUGAUGUUCUGGACCAGUCAGAUGAGUCUCCGUUCUAUAUACACUCCAAACCAGUCAAGGACCGCAGCCCCUUUACCAUCUUGGCCUCCACACGCUUUGUCCGUGCACGUUUCCUCAACUCUCUGUCCCUUCCCAGUAAGAAGUUGCGCUCCACAAGCGAUCCCAAGACCCCGACGGGCUCCCGCACACCGACUGAGUUUAAGAUGAGGCGUAACCGGACCGUGACGGAACCCUCUGCUUACAGCUCAAACCAGGGUGAGGUCUUCACCACUGUGUUAAAUGGCAGAGGAAUGCCAAAGAGUCCCACUGUCAGCCUGGAGACAUCAUUUGUCGGUACCCGGGGGGGAUCUGAGGAGCAUCUUGUAGAUGGAAAGUUGGCCAAAGGAGGAGGCUCAGGCCUAGCAUUGAGUGGUCUUGGAGGGCACAUGGAGCAUCCCUGUCGAGAACGGGAGCAGAGCAGCCGAGAGCGUCUGGCGGGAGGAGAUGGAGGCACCUCUUCUAGCGGGGGCAAUGUGGGAGGGGGAGGAAACACGGGAGGUACCCAGUUCAAAAGUCGCAGUCAGAGCUUUAACACGGACACCACGACCAGCGGUAUCAGCUCGAUGAGCUCCAGCCCAUCAAGGGAAACCGUUGGAAACCCUGAGCAUUCCGAACCUGAACCAGACUCUUCAGACUGUGUUAGCCUCAACACAGUUGUCUCAGCCAAGACUGUCAAAGCUCUGUCCCCUCUCACCCCUCAGACACAGACAAACCACAUGUCUUCAUCCAAGUCCUCCACUGUUUCUUUGGUACCACCUGGGUCCUCGCACACACUCCCCCGUCGGGCUCAAUCGCUAAAGUCACCCUCAGUGACCACCAUAAAGAGCCUAGCUGACUGCAGCUUCAUGUACACAAGCCCCAGAGACGCGUUGGGUUAUGCCACACUCAAACGGCUGCAGCAACAACGGAUACACCCGUCUUUGUCUCAUAGUGAAGCAUUGGCUUCACCUGCAAAAGAUGUACUAUUCACAGACACCAUCACUAUGAAGACAGGCAGCCUGGACUCUCGACUCACGCCUCGCAGGAUAUCAGAUAGGAGAAGUACCUGCCCAGAUUCCACCGUCUUAAGUCCGUACCGCAGACUGUCCAGAACCUUGGUGCCGCGGUUUUUGAAGGCUCUAAGUUUCGCCUCCCUGGACAAAGAGGAGCUCCUAAGUCCAAUCAACCAGAGCACCUUGCAGCGUUGUUCCUCUGUGCGCUCCAUGGUCUCCAGCGCCACCUACGGGUGCAGCGAUGACUACAUAGGACUCGCGCUGCCUCUGGACAUUAAUGAUAUGUUCCAUAUUAGAGACACAGCGUACUUUCAGCAGAGGAUAAGCCCACCAUCAGAGGAAAGGAAACGCUUUCUCUUUGGUGAUGAAAAUGGUGAUCGUCCUGCCUUGCCGGUACUGAAGCAGCAGUUCAGUAUUUCCGAGCUGAUUGUGAACAGAGGUGAUUGCCCAAACCACAUUAUAGACGCUGAUGAGACGGGACUGCAGGAUCAUACUGAGGAGAACUGCCUCUACUGUGUAGGGGCCAUUGUCCUGGGUUACCCUGCACAGCCACCGAUCAACAAUGCACGGUCCCGGACAGAUUAUUUGGACUUCCCAUCUUGGGGAGGCCAAAGCGGCCACCGUUUGGAGGUUAUGCCUCAGUCCAAGUUCUCUGGUGUGUCGGGCUGCAGCGAUUCUGCUGUGUCCCAAAGCUCCAUCUGUGGCACACCUACACCUAAUGACAUUGUCAUUGGUGGCAAGGCAAUAUCAGAGGAUGGCCCUGCCCCUCGAGUGCUGCUAAGAAAGGAGGUGCUUCGUCUCAUCAUCAACCUUAGCUCGUCUGUAGGAACCAAAGGCCAUGAAACAGGACUUCUCACGAUAAAAGAGAAGUUUCCAUAUGCAUUUGAUGACAUCUGCCUAUACUCAGAGGUGUCUCAUCUCUUAGCCCACUGCAUGUUCCGACUGACCUCCAGACGUUUCAUACAGGAGCUCUUCCAGGAUGUUCAGUUCAUGCCAAUGUACGAGGAGGCAGAGGCAAUCCUGACAAAGCUGACAAAACCUGUUGACAAGGAAGGGGAACCUCCUGAUGAAUCCUGA